AUGUCCUCCAUCACGCAGAACGUGGGCGCACUGCCUACCCGCCUACGCAACUUCUUCGCUCGCUACCCUCCCCAGAUCUACUCCUCCCUGGUCGCUCCGCGUCCGACUGCUCCGGAGGGCGAAGCCUCCGCCGACCAGACCCUUCCCUCGCCCUACACCCCCGACCGUGAUGCGAAGGGUGCUCACCGACCAGACCCCGAGGCUUUCUCGGCCUCUCGUGCGCUCUUGUACAACGACCCCAAGAACCAGAACCCAUUCUUGCCGCGGAAGAUCUUCAACUCCAAGAAGUGGAUUGGUCCCCGAUACGGGCUGCGACAACAGGCCGAUCUAGUCAAGCUGGCUAUUAAGUACAACGUCGAGCCACUCUUGCCCCCUGGACCCAAGUCCACCGAAUACAAGGCUGCCAAGCUGGCGGAACGUGGUCUCCGGAUCAAGGGUACUGGUAUCGGCCAGAAGGUCAAGGGUCACAAGUGGGAGCGGACAAUGGAGGCGAGACUCGAGGAGCGUCGCAAGGCGAUGGUCGAAAUGCCGGAGAUGAUCCGGUUGUGGAAGCAGAGAGGUCAUGGUCGUGGCUGGAGACAGUGGCCGAAGCGGUAA
This is a messenger RNA of Penicillium cataractarum, 597 nucleotides long. Its product is annotated as mitochondrial 54S ribosomal protein mL59. Gene Ontology annotation, molecular function: structural constituent of ribosome. NCBI's taxonomy places the organism in Eukaryota, Fungi, Ascomycota, Eurotiomycetes, Eurotiales, Aspergillaceae. The record is from RefSeq and is a predicted model, not a curated record. Gene Ontology annotation, cellular component: mitochondrial large ribosomal subunit. Bases 1 to 597 code for a protein of 198 amino acids. The transcript is spliced from 2 exons.